CUUCAGUUAAUAAAAAUAUGAUGUAUAAUGACAAUUUAUGGAAUGUCGAUGAUGGCCAAGAAGACACCCAAGAUGAAAAUGGAACAUGGAAAAUUGGUUUGAGAGGAAUAAUCAUCGUCAUCAUCAUUGCUUAUGAAUGCCAGAUAAUACCCAAUGUUACAUCUUCAAAUUUGAAUAAAUGCUGUUCAUCGUCAUUAUUUUUAUGAUCUGAUGGCAUAAAACAGUUAAUUACAAUAAAAUAUCGCUGAAAUGUUCUUUACAACAUAGGCUUAUGCGUUAUAUGAGCAUUAAUGGUCAUAGAUAGAUGCUCAUUAUAUUUAUUCGCUUUUUCCGUUCUCAUCUUUUCAUUCUUGAAUGAAUUAUUAAUGUUAUGGACCGGGAAGGAGGGGAGGGUAAUGGAAUAUGUGCAACUUACUUUAUGCAAUAUCAUCUCUACUGAAGGAAAUUGACUCUUGUGAGCUAUUAUUGCUUCUGUCAUUAAUAAAUAUGUUUCUUGUUUCUUUUAUCUCAAAUGCUCGUUGAUUGCUCCUAAAUUAAUUUUUGAGCAGCUUACCAAUUGCAUUUAAUGCUUUUGUAGUCUUUGGACUAUCGUCUCAUAUUGUAUACUUGCCGCAUGAUUUAGCAACUUUAAAAAAUAAUAAUCAUCUGUAGCUUAAAAUAAGCUUAUCUCAACUAAUAGAUAAACUUUAAUCAGGAAAGUAUACUGAUAAAGCAGUAUAUACGUCGAAGUAAAUAUUCGAGAAAUUUCCAGUCUAUCAUUUGAUUUUCAUUAAGCAUCACUAAAAUGUUGAAAAUAAUUGUAAGCUUGAUAUUAAUUUUUGCCUUGACAAAUGGACAAGAAACUUUUUGGUCAGCGUGUCAAAAUUCAAAUGGAGUAGCUCCAGAUCUUGUUGAAUCUGAUGCUUGCUCUGGAACAUUGUGUCAAGGACAGCGAGGAACUGUUUUGCGAGCGGAAGUUACAUUUACUCCUAGGCAAAAUCACAAUAAUUUGGAAGUUCGAGUUUAUGCAACUAUUUUAGGAAUUACCGUUCUCCUUCCAUCAGAGCCUCCACAUGAUAAUGCCUGCAAUAAUAUUUUCCAUAAUAAUCAACAACAACAAUGUCCAAUAGUAGGACAACGCCAAUACUUAUGGAUAAUAGACAUGUUGAUUCCUCAGAGUCUUCCAGCACUUAGCACAAGAGUUCGAUAUGAAAUUUGGGACGGAACAACAGAAGUACUGUGUGCAAUGAUUAAUGCGGUUUUGACAUAAAUAAAACGUUAUCAAAUUUUCAAUUGAUGUGAUAAAAUGUACGUGAAAACAGGUGCCAAUUUCAGGCUUUUGAAGAAUGUUGUGAUGAUAAUAAAACAAUUAUUUUGAUAAUUGCCAAUUACAAAGAUUUGAU
Chironomus riparius is the source of this 1382-nucleotide messenger RNA. NCBI's taxonomy places the organism in Eukaryota, Metazoa, Arthropoda, Insecta, Diptera, Chironomidae. The record is from the annotation of a GenBank genome assembly.